Messenger RNA from Symbiodinium natans, 1401 nucleotides. The record is from the annotation of a GenBank genome assembly. Lineage: Eukaryota; Dinophyceae; Suessiales; Symbiodiniaceae.
AUGGUGGGAUGGAGAACUCUUGGCAUCUUGCUAGGGUAUGAGAUCCUUUGGCAUGGGGCCGGUGCAAGAGUCGCUGGCGAGUCAAUCAACGACUUGACAGUUGCCGAGCCCGUAACUGCCAUUAUACUUGGCACCUUGGGAGCACUGGGCUCGUCAUAUUCCAUACGGAAGUCGGUGGAAUCGCUGGUCAGCAACAAGAAGCAAGACGCCGCAGCGGUGAAGCUCGUCCAGGACAUGACAGAGACUUCCGAGAUGCAUUGCAGGCUGCUCGGCGACAUCGAUGCCAUGCUCUACGCCGCGCAGCUCGGCCUUGAGGAGCUUCUCCAACAUGACCAGGCGGAGCAGCAGGUGCGGCAAGCGUGUGCAGACGAGCGGAGAAUGCAACACAUGCAAGACACCAUGGCGCGAAGCCUUCAAGACGAGUGCUCGAAGCUGGACGCCAUGGAGUUUCCUGCGCAGCUCGCAGAGUGCAGGAGUCAUCUCCCAAAAAACUGGACAUACCUGGAAUGCGGCCAGACCUCGCUGGAGGAAGCCUGGUCACAUCGACUGUUCUUAGCCAAGUUGCGGCGAUUUCGUCUCGACGCCCUCCUCUCUAGCUGGUGUGACGUCACGGCGGGAUUCCAGCGCCGUGCGCCGAAAGCAACAGAAGCGCUCCUGGGCUCACCGGUAUCACAAAGCUCCCUCGGUCAAGGCCUUCAUGGGCGCGGGCAGGCACAAUUCAUUGGUCUUUUCGGUCUGGCAACAUCGACACUGGGCCUGGUAAGCUUUGCCUUUUCCUUGUACGAGUCUGAAGUCGGCGAGAAGCGCGGCUUUGGCAUCCUGUUUGAUUUCCUGCAGACCCAGCACGCAGCUCAGCGGAAGCGGCUUUGCCAGGAUCUCACCCGGCACUGGCUGCAGGCCAGUGAGAUUUAUGCGUGGAGUCUAUCAAUGAGAUCGGACCUCUACUUCCAGAAUGGUUUCAUCGAGCCGUCGGAUCCAUCUGCCUUGGACACCUGGCCCCUGGAGACCCGAAGCAAGUGGGCCUGCGUCCAGUCUACGCGCUGCCUGGUUCCAAUGGCUCCAGGUGAGGUCGCAGACCCUGCUUACCCCAAGCAAGCUGGGGCGUGUCGAAGCGGCUCUUUCUUUCGUGUGUGUGGGAAUGGAGGCUCAACCGUGACAACCAUGGUCCCUCUCGCGUGCUUCUCCGUCUCCUUUGCCAAGCUCAAUGUCCUUUCCAGACGUUUCUGGACCCUGACGUUCCGGUCCAAGAACGAUCAAAACGUUGACCCAGGAGCAAUGGACCAUGAUUACAAUGCCUCCGAGUGCAACAGGCCUCUGAUACAGUUUAUUGAGGGUUACCGUUCAUUGGAGCAAGCCCGUCGAAACCUUCAGCAAGCGUGCAGGAACACAACUGCAGAUUAG